Molecule: messenger RNA, 1908 nt
Organism: Phragmites australis (common reed)
Lineage: Eukaryota; Viridiplantae; Streptophyta; Magnoliopsida; Poales; Poaceae
Product: noroxomaritidine synthase-like
Exons: 1
Coding region: 126-1652 (508 amino acids)
Molecular function (GO): heme binding; monooxygenase activity; iron ion binding
Source: RefSeq, a predicted model, not a curated record
GACUGGAGGGAGUACUUCUCACCACAUGCAUCUUCUGUGGGAAUAGUUUUUAAAGACGUGCAGCCAUUCGCAUAAUCUCCACAAUCAUUGGCGGCACCUCCUCUGCUCUGCAGCACAGGCAAACAAUGGCGCCUCGGGUCUCCUUCCUCGAGCUCUCCCUUUCCUUCCUCUGCUUCGUCGUCUUCUACUACUACCACAUCAGGUCCAAGAGGAAGAACCCAGUGAUCCCGCUGGACUGGCCCCUGGUAGGCAUGCUCCCCGCCCUCCUCGCCAACCUCCACCGCCUCCACGACUGGAUCACCUCCCUCGUCACCGCCAGCCCCCUCAACUUCCCUUUCACCGGCCCGCCGCGCUCCGGCAUGCAGUUCUUUGUUACCGCCGACCCGGCCAACGUCCGCCACGUCUUCACCUCCAACUUCGCAAACUACCUCAAGGGCCCCGAGUACGAGGAGAUCUUCGACAUCCUCGGCGGCGGCAUCUUCAACGCCGACGGCGAGUCGUGGCGCCGCCAGCGAGCCAAGGCGCAGCUGCUCAUGUCCAGCCCACCGUUCCGGGCCUUCGUAUCCCGGUGCAGCCGCGACAAGGUCGAGAAUGCUCUGCUCCCGCUGCUCGCUCACCUCGCUGGAACCGGGGAGGCGGCCAACCUGCAGGACGUGUUCCUGAGGCUGACAUUUGACACCACGACGACGUUAGUGUUCGGCGUCGACCCGGGGUGCCUGGUGGUCGGCCUGCCUGAGGUGCCCUUCGCGCGCGCCAUGGACGACGCGAUGAACGUGCUCCUCCUCCGCCACGUCGUCCCACAGACGUGGUGGAAGCUGGCGAGGAGACUGAGGAUCGGGUACGAGCGGAAGAUGGCGGUGUCGUGGCGCACCAUCGACCGGUUCAUCGCCGACACGAUCGCGAAGCGGCGGGCGCAGAAAGCGAGAGGCGGAAUCAAGGACUCGGCGGACCUGCUCUCGUCCUACAUCAACGACGACGAGGAGGACUCGGACACCGUCGACGCGUUCCUGCGCGACACGACCAUCAACCUGAUGCUCGCCGGCCGCGACACGACGGGCUCGGCGCUGUCUUGGUUAUUCUACCUCCUCGCUAGAAGCCCGCACGUGGUGGGCAAGAUACUGCAGGAGCUCGAAUCCAUCAAGGGCACCAGCACCACCCCGGACGGCAUGGUGACCUUCGAUCCAGACGAGCUCGGCGGGCUCGUGUACCUGCACGCCUCGCUGUGCGAGUCGCUGAGGCUGUACCCGCCCGUGCCGCAGGAGCUCAAGGAAGCCGUCGCCGCCGACGUGCUGCCGAGCGGGCACGAGGUGCGGCCCGGGGACAGGAUCCUGGUGUCGUUGUACGCGAUGGGGAGGAUGGAGGACACGUGGGGCAGGGACUGCAGGGAGUUCAGGCCGGAGCGGUGGAUCGCAGAGGACGGCAGGCUGAGGUACGUGCCAUCGUACAAGUUCAUGUCCUUCAACUCGGGCCCCCGGACCUGCCUUGGCAAGGACAUGGCGUUCUUGCAGCUCAAGGCCGCGGCUGCGGCCGUGGUGAAGAACUUCGAGAUCGAGGCGAUGCCGGGGCACGUCGUGGAGCCCAAGCUGUCCAUCAUACUUCACAUGAAGAAUGGCUUCAUGGCGACGGUCAAGAGAAGGCAGGCGCUUGCCUGAGAUCGAUGAUUGCUGAGUAGGAAAGAUGAACAGUAACUAAGCAGCUAGUAGUUAAGCACGUGUAUUGGUAUAAUGGUCAGUAGCGUUUGACCAGUAGGUACGUUAACUGACAUGUAUGUACUAGAAGGUGCAUGCAUGUAUGUACUUGCAUUGUGUUGCGUACGUGUACGUUUUAUCGAUCGUUGCUUCUCUACUAGAAACUAGUGCUGCUUGUAUCGUAUUCUAUUUCACGAGGAAGAUGAACUUCGGGUCCUGA